AUGAAUCAGAAAUAUUUUGUUAUUUCAUUUACUUUGCUUGUGCUUUUUUUCCUUAUUCAUGUUGAAAAAACUCACGGGUCUCGUUCUAAAAGAUCUGCUGCCCAGUCUGAUAAACUACUGAUUAAGAGAAGAGUAUUUCGUCCUAUUAUUGAGGCUAAGCUUCCUCCUCCUGAAAAUGACGGUUGUGGGGAUGGGAAAAGAUCUGCUUGUGGUGCUAAAAUUACAGAUGCUAGUUGGAAAAUACUGUCUAAGAAUGAAAGACAACCUUGGGGGGCAAUUGGGGGAUACCUCAAUAUGACGAUUACUACUCCUGGAGGUGACCCAAAAUACAUAGGUGACGUUUCCUUUAGUGAUGACAAUGGUCACAAAUGUUAUAUUUUAAAUGACCUUCAGUAUAUUAGUGAUUCGCAAUGUACAUUCUUUUGGUCUUAUCCUUCUAAAGAAACACCUAUUAACGUAUGGGCUGAUAUUUGGUCUUCAAUAUAUUGGAAUUGUGAUGAUAAUAAUAAAUGUGCUUAUGAAUUUGUACAUUUACGAACUUGGGCCCCUUCACAAUAA
Messenger RNA from Cetraspora pellucida, 558 nucleotides. The record is from the annotation of a GenBank genome assembly. NCBI's taxonomy places the organism in Eukaryota, Fungi, Glomeromycota, Glomeromycetes, Diversisporales, Gigasporaceae.